UGCUUUUGCCUGCUGAGGACAAAUGCUUCGGGAGUAGCCGGUGGAGCGUGGAGCGUGGAGCCAGGCCCUCGUCAGCCGGAAGUUCAAAUCGGCGAUUUCUCGUCAGCGCAACGACUCAUGCCAUCAGACAUCAGACUCUCGGUUCUCGUCGAAGCACAAUGCAGGCGCUGCGGAGUGCGUCCCCUGUGUGCUCUUGUUCCUCACAGGACUUUGCCCCGAGUUCUGUUCGCAAGAAUGUAGCCUGUUCGGAGCGGAGCUUUGUCGCUCUGAAGUCGACUUCCCGUGUCUGGAGUUCAUUCGUCCCGAGGUACAGCCACAAUGUCACGGUGAGCCGACACCCUCAGAUUCGAGCUAGCGCCAUGGGUGAAACAGAAUCCUCCACGGGCGAGCCCGGCUGGGUUAUGGUCAAUGGCCUCUCGGGAAAAAUGGGCCUUGAGACAGCCAAGGCAGCGCUUGAGGCUGGUCUCCAGCUCGUUCCUUACAGUUUCACAGGACGAAUGGGUCCAGACCAGGGGCCCUUAUCUAAAAUAGACGUAGAGGGUGUCGAAGUAGAGGUUUAUGGUUUUGGACAACGAGAGCUAGCAAUGGAUCUAUGCAAACAAGUGUCUAGACGAGCGGUGGUAAUUGACUACACGGUUCCUGCUGCAGUCAUUGGAAAUGCGAGUUUGUACUGCUCCGCUGGCGUCCCUUUCGUCAUGGGUACUACCGGUGGUGACAGAGAGAAGCUUAUGAGAAUAGUUAAUGACUCUAAAAUAUGCGCCGUCAUAGCGCCACAGAUGGGGAAGCAGGUUGUUGCGUUCCAAGCUGCCAUGGAGAUCAUGGCCGAACAGUUUCCGGGAGCAUUUUCUGGUUACAAAUUAAAGGUAACAGAAUCCCAUCAGUCUACGAAACUGGACACAUCAGGCACAGCCAAGGCCGUUAUUAGUAGCUUCAAAAAGCUGGGCCUCAAUUUUGACCUUGAUCAGAUUACAUCUGUCAGAGAGGAAGAAGGUUAUAAAGCGAUGCAAGUUCCUGAGGACUACUACAACGCUCAUGCCUUCCACACUUAUCGUGUCUCGUCUCCAGAUGACACGGUUGCUUUCGAGUUCAAACAUAAUGUUUGUGGGAGGAAAAUCUAUGCCCAAGGGACAGUUGACGCCGUCCUCUUCCUCAUGAAUAAGAUUCAGAAGCAAACGGAUGGAGAACUGGAGGGUAAGGUUUUUAACAUGAUAGACGUCCUUCGAGAGGGUAACAUGAGAUGAAAAGUCUCCUCACGUUGUUGCGCCAACUGGUUACUGUCCCAGAGGGUACCGGACAGUGAAUGCAUUCAAUCACAGUAUUGCGCGUAUUAGAAAGAGCGUCGCUACCGCAUGAUGUCUACCACAUUUGGACAACAUGUGCAGGGUACUUCCCGUAUCAGUGGUGAAGUACCAGUUGGAUUUGACUCCAUCCAAGCCUUUUAAGGCUUGGAUGCAGUUUUUGCGUUUCCUAUAAAAUGGCCAUCUUUUUAAUCCCCAAGCUCUUCGGGGUUUUUCUUAUCUUAGCAGAUGUGAACCUGUAAGUAGAAUCUUCUAUCAAAAUCCUUUCAUCGUGCAAAAUUUAACUUUCAGUAUCUAUCAGUCUAUCACAACAGCUGUCACUUGUGGUCACUUGAAUAGAUUCUCUCAAAUUUUCAAUGUCCUUGAAUUCUGCAUCGGUGAUCUCAAGAAGCGGAGCUGUUUCAUGGACUUCUCUGACUUGCAUGUUUACAUGUUUUGAUAUCCGUAUGGACACUUCCAUUGCGCGCUUCUAUUCUUGAGACAUGAUAAUACGGCGGUGGGUACGAACGUAUUGGCUUGGGGGCGAAGCAAAGUAUGAUAUAUGCUCCUGGUGUUGCCGGGAAAGUCAUACUCUGAGGAUGCCGUUAAAUGUUGGUCGAGCUGAAGGAGACUGAUAUUGUUCAUUAAGAACAACGACGUCUAUGCCGAGUCAGAAAGAGAACUUCACCUCUGGACGAGCAUCAACCGAUGAGUAAUCAAGUGAACAAGCUGGUGUGACACCACAGGAGAGCAUUCACACAUUCAUAAUUAUGGAAAUUUUGGAAUGCUAUCGCAGGACUUGACGAUCAUCUCAGAUGCAAAUAAGCCCUUAAUAUUUUCGUGAUGGUCAAGUUCUGGUAUACCGAGUGUUGACUUAGAGGUGUUAAGAGGUGUUAAGAAUCACUUCACUAAUUUGCUGAGAAGGACGAUGCCCAUCCUUCCAGAUUCCACAAUUCUGUUGCAAGAGAGGAGUAACUGAAGAGAUGGUUUCCACCAACUGUUGAACUUCGUCGAAUUACUUAUUGUUUUCGACAUGAUGCCAACUUGGUGUGAGUUUCUCACGUUUGAAAGGUUGGGGAGUGCGACUGCUCGAGAACCCAAUGGACCAUCGAACCCACUGUGGUUGUUGCCCUGAAACUGAAUUCAAGACAACUGUAUCUAAUUAUUUUUACGGAGUCCACUUUCGGCAAAACCGUGACCAGUCAUAUUAAUAUAGGAACUCUUCUAACC
This is a messenger RNA of Marchantia polymorpha subsp. ruderalis, 2507 nucleotides long. NCBI's taxonomy places the organism in Eukaryota, Viridiplantae, Streptophyta, Marchantiopsida, Marchantiales, Marchantiaceae. The record is from the annotation of a GenBank genome assembly.